Messenger RNA from Salmo salar (Atlantic salmon), 5682 nucleotides. The record is from RefSeq and is a predicted model, not a curated record. NCBI's taxonomy places the organism in Eukaryota, Metazoa, Chordata, Actinopteri, Salmoniformes, Salmonidae.
AUGCGAGAAACAGGAGCAAUCUUCACUUUUGGGAAGAGCAAGUUUGCUGAUAAUGUGCCCAGUAAAUUCUGGCUGAAGAAUGACCAUCCAGAAGAAAUCUCGUGUGGGGGUGAUCACACUGCUGUCGUAACAGGCCAUAGCAGGCUGUUCAUGUUUGGAAGUAAUACCUGCGGUCAGCUAGGACUGGGGUUAAACAUCAACGUCAACAAGCCCACUGCUGUGAAAGUGUUGAAGACUGAAAAAGUGAAGUUUGCAGCAUGUGGAAGAGACCACACAAUUGUGUGCACAUGGAGUGGGCGUGUUUAUGGUGCUGGCAGUAACCAGGAGGGGCAGCUUGGUUUGGGACACUGUGAUGACACAAACACCUUCCACCUGAUUCGUCCCUUCUCUGACCACGCACCAAUCAAAAUGCUUGCUGCUGGCUGCAACACCUCAGCUGCUCUGACAGAGGAUGGCAGGCUGUUCAUGUGGGGUGAUAACUCGGUUGGCCAGAUCGGUCUGGGGGCAGAGAGCUACGCCUCAGAGCCUAGAGAGGUGAUGGUGGGGCAGUCAGUGGCCUGGGUGUCCUGUGGAUACCACCACUCAGCGUUCGUCACAGUGGACGGGGACCUCUACACGUUUGGGGAGAGUCGGAACGGAAGGCUGGGUCUAUUCCCUGACCAGCUGGCCAAUCACAGAGUCCCUCAGCAGGUGGAAGGCAUCCAGGACCCAGUCAUCCAAGUGUCCUGUGGAGGGGAGCACACAGUGGCACUCACAAAGGAGGAUGUGUACACGUUUGGGCGGGGUCAGCAUGGUCAGCUGGGCCAUGGGACCUUCCUAUUCGAAGCACCUCUGCCCAAAGCACUGGUCCACUUCCGGAACGGCAGAGUCAGUCACGUCACCUGUGGAGAGAACCACACCGCUGUGAUCACAGACAGUGGGAUUCUGUACACCUUUGGGGAUGGUCGCCAUGGUAAACUAGGACUGGGGGAAGAGAACUUCACCAACCAGUUCAGACCAACACUGUGCCCACGCUUCCUCAAAUACAGUGUCCAGUCAGUGGCAGGUGGCAGCUCUCACAUGCUGGUGCUGGCUAUGCCCAGACGCCCAGAGGUUGAGGAAGUGGUGAUAGAGGAAGAUGAUGUCACAGAGACCAUUCUGGAGACUCUGGAGACCUACACUGAGCUGCUGUUGAUGGACCCCUCCCUCCUGAUGUCCAACCCACCGACCGCACCUCCUCUCUGGACCCUGUCUGCUAGGGCCCGCCGCAGGGAGAGGGAGUGUUCUCCAGAGCAGUUUGGCCAGAUGUUCCGUAACCUUCCUCCUCUGAUGUCUGGCUUCUUCAACACCUCCCUUCCCGUGUCCAGGAACAUCCGCAUCUCCAGAACACCAUGUAAAGACCCCUCCACCUCCUCACUGUCCUCCAAUCCCUCCCCAAACAACGCCCCCAGUCCCUCUCUGUCACUCAAACCCAGAGGUAAACCCCCUUUAACACCAUCACGGUCACCCCAAUUCACAUUCCCAGACCCUCCCUGCCCUUCACUCUCCUCAAAGUCCAGCCCUAAGAAGAAGAAGCCCACCCCGUCAAAAUCACCAAAAUCCACAUGUAAAGAACCCAUUAGCCCCUCACAGUCCUUCAAAUCCAUGCCUAAACUCAUCCCCGACCCCACACUGACCCCUAAAAGCCCAUUUAAAAAGCCCACAGAUUACAACCAAUACCCCAAAACGCUGUCUAAGGGGCACCCAAGCCCUUCUCGGAGUCCCACCUCACCACAGACAGAGAGGAACGAGGACACAGUGACAGAAGCCCCCGAGAGCCUGAUGCUCAUUGAGAAUAUGGAGGAUGAAAAGGACACGUUAUCAAACUUGGCAUCACUAUCGAGAGGAGAUUCUGGCGAUGAGACUGGGACUACAUCUGCAGAGCAGAAGGAUAAGGGACAUAAAAAGGCUAGGGCUCUUUGGAGAUCUGUGAAGGAGGCAGAGAGGAAGGUUGAACAAACCCUGAUCAACAGGAAGGAGGAGCUACCUUCCCAUAAAGCCCUUCCCACUGAGCUCCAGAGAAGUUCCAGUUUGAGUUCGUUGAAGGCAGAGGCCAUUCCCACAAAGAGUUCCAAACCACUAAAGACCCCUCAGAACCCCCAAACCCCAGCCAGGGGCAAGGAGAACAUCACUUUGACAACAGAAAAGGCUGGCCUUAAAGUGAAAACCAGUAAACUAGAGAGCAAUCUUCAAAGCACAGGUAAAGCAGGGUCUAAGCUAAGUACACCUGCAAGGAAACAAAGCAAGUUAUCUGAAUCAAAACCUAGCACUCCUAAACACAGUCAGGUCCAGAUAUCUGUGUCUAAACCCAGCACUCCAAAGCAUGAUCAAAGCAAGUUGUCUGAGGUGAAUAAAGGUACAGAGAUGAAAGGUAAAGGCCCUGUAAAGAUCAGAAGUAAGGAGGCAAAGGAAGAUACUAAAACUAUUGAAGUUCAAAAUAAACCACUUCAAGAGGUCAAGUCCGCUUCAGUUAAAGGUAAACAAUUAGAGGUCAAAUCCACCCCUGUGAAAAGUAACAUUCAAGAGGCCAAAUCCUCUACAGUCAAAGUUAAAGGUAAACCUGUGGAAAAGGAGCCAAUUCCAAUUAAAACUGUGGCUGAAAGCACUCCUUUGAAUGUAAAGAGGAUUCCUAAGGAGGUAGUAGAUAAGAACAAACCAUCUGAAGGUAAAAGCACUCCAAUAAAGGGACAAAGGAAGGCAAAAGAGGUGAAUGAACAAAAGACUGGAGAGUCUAUUACUCUCAAAGAGUCAGGGACAACAGAGGGGAACAAAAUGGCAGUUAAAGAUAAAGGCAAAGUCACAGAAACAAAAAGUGCACCCACCAAAACAAAAAAUGUGCCUAAACCUGAAGAGGUUAAAGCUAAAUUGACUGAGUUGAAUGGAACCCCGGUGAAAGUGAAAAGCAAGCCAACAGAGGUUUCCAGCCAACCAAUCUUAGUAGAACCUACCUCAAAGGCCAAAGCACCAUCUGCAUCACUGUCAUUAUCAGAUGCAAUGCCUCAAAAUACUUGGGAUAAGAAGUCAGUGAAGUCUGAGCUUAGAGAGCCACUGGCUGUCUCACAGGUCAAAGAUAGAGUGGCGGUCCCAGGGGAAGAUACCAUUGGUGAAUCCCAGGAGGGGGAGCCUGGCUGGGGAGGAUUUCUCAGCGAUGCAGCCUCUCUCCUUCCAGCCGUGGGGGUGGCAGGCGUAGCCAUGGGGGUCUUGAGUGAGGCGGUGACAAGUGUGAGGGGGUUUCAGUCAGAGAGUGACACAGCCACCUCUAUUCCUCCUCGGCGGUCCAGCCGGGUAGAGAGGUUCACCAAACAGAGCGCCAUCACCCAGCCUUCCUCCUCCUCCUCCUCUUCAACAUCAGAUCCCAGUGCAGUAGCGCAAAGAAACAGGACCGCCAUACGCAUCAGUGUUCUUGGGAAUUCUGAUCAGGAAGCAGGGAGCAGGAGUUCUGAGAAGAACCCAGACAACACAGAGGCUGCUAGUGACAGGUCAGGAGGUCAGGCCGAGGUUGAUGACGAUGAAAACACUAGUAGAGGUCAAAGGUCAGAGGCUGAGAAUGAUGAACAUGAAGAUUUCACAAAGAGACAGGGAGAGGAGGAUGACAGGAGUAGUAAGGGUCUGGAAGAAGAGGAGGAUGACAGAAGUAGUAAGGGUCUGGAAGAAGAGGAGGAGGAGGAUGAUAGGAGUAGUAAGGGUCUGGAAGAAGAGGAGGAGGAUGACAGGAGUAGUAAGGGUCUGGAAGAAGAGGAGGGGGAGGAUGACAUGAGUAGUAAGGGUCUGGAAGAGAGCAGUGAACAGAACGAAGGGGGAGAAGCAGAAGACAGUGAUUCUGUGGCCAGCAGAGAAGGAGAGGAGGAUAGAGAAGAGAAGAGUGAAGAGAGCCAGGGCGCGGAGGGGGAGGAGAGCAAAGAGAGUGAUUCUGAGGGGACAGGAGAGGGUGAGGAGAGCAAAGAGAGUGAUUCUGAGGGGACAGGAGAGGGUGAGGAGAGCAAAGAGAGUGAUUCUGAGGGGACAGGAGAGGGUGAGGAGAGCAAAGAGAGUGAUUCUGAGGGGACAGGAGAGGGGGAGGAGAGCAAAGAGAGUGAUUCUGAGGGGACAGGAGAGGGUGAGGAGAGCAAAGAGAGUGAUUCUGAGGGGACAGGAGAGGGUGAGGAGAGCAAAGAGAGUGAUUCUGAGGGGACAGGAGAGGGGGAGGAGAGCAAAGAGAGUGAUUCUGAGGGGACAGGAGAGGGUGAGGAGAGCAAAGAGAGUGAUUCUGAGGCAAGCCUAGAGGAGGAGGGAGAGGAGAAAAGUGAAGAGAGUGAUGGGGAAGGAGAAGAGGGAGAGAGUGGUUCUGGGACAAGUGGAGAGGGGGAAGAGGAGGAUAAGAGUGAAGAAGAGUCCAGUGAUGAAGAGAGUGGGGAUGAAAACAAAGAGGACAAGGAGGAGGGUGGUGAUGAAUCAGGAAGUGAGGCUGAGAGCAAGAGUGAGGGAUCAGCAGAAGAGGAGGAAGAUGAACAAGCAGAAGAAUCAGAGAGUGAAGAAAGUAAAGCUACCGAGUCAGGAGAGGAGGAAGGAGAGGGAGAGAGUGGAACAGAUGAGGAAGGAGAGGGAGAGGGUAAGGAAGGUUGUGAAAGUGAAGAAGAGGAGGCAAGUGUAAGUGAGGAGGAGGAAGAAGAAGAGGAUGACGAUGAGGAAAAUGGUGCAGAAAGUGGAGAAGGUGAGGGCAAUGUAGGAGAAGAAGAGGAAGCAGUUGAUGGUGAGGAAGAAGAGGAUGAAAAUGAAGGUGAAGAGGAGAACGGUGAAGUCGAAGAGGGUGAGGAGGAAGAGGAGGGAGGAGAGGAUGAUGAGGCAGAGGAUGAAGAUGCUAGUGGAGAGGAGGAACUUGAAGAUGAAAAAAGUGAGGAAGAGGAGGGCGAAGAAGAAGAUGAGGGGGAAGAAGAAGAUGAUAAAGGAGAAGGGGAGGAGGGAGAAGGGGAGGAAGAGGGUGAAGGGGAAGAAGAGGAAGAAAGUAAAGAUCAGGAAGAAGGAGAAGAGAAUAAUGAAGAGGAGAAAGGAGAUGAUGAGGGUGAGAAGGAAGGAGAGGAAGAUGGUGAAAAACAGGAAGAUGAGAAAGAGGAAAUCGAAGUGGAUGAAGAGAGAGUGGAGGAAGCGAACAAACAAGAAGAGGAAAGGGAGAAGGAAGAGGAGGAAGAGAAGGAAGAAAAAAAAGAUAGACAGGAAGUAGAUGGAAAAGACACAGAGGGAGAGGAGGCUGGAGAAAAGGGGGAAGAGAAGGGAGAUGAAAAAGAAGGGAAAGAAAAUAAAGAAAUUGAUGGUGAAUUAGAAGAAGCUGCUGCAGGGGAACAGAAAGGGGAGAUGAAGGUGGAGGAAACGGGAGAGGAAGAAGGUGAAGAGGAAGGAGAAGAAGAAGUGGAGGAAGAAAAAUAUAUUAAAGAAGAACAAGUUGAGGAAGAAGAAGAUGAGAAAGAUAGUAAAGAAGAAGAAGAGGAGGGGGAAGAGGAGGAAGAAGAUGAGGAGGAAGAUAAAGAUACUCCCCCCAGCAGGAAAGGGAUGGAAGAUCCCCCGAGGGAGAAACCCAAACCAGCAGCCCGUACCAAACAGAUGACCACAGGGGGAAAACAGGCCAAAAGUACCCAAGAAUCCCAACAGUUCUGGAAUAAUGUCUUACCCCAGUACCUGGAGCUGAAGUGA